This is a messenger RNA of Bactrocera dorsalis (oriental fruit fly), 2003 nucleotides long. Its product is annotated as putative nuclease HARBI1. Bases 1320 to 1646 code for a protein of 108 amino acids. The transcript has 3 exons. Lineage: Eukaryota; Metazoa; Arthropoda; Insecta; Diptera; Tephritidae. The record is from RefSeq and is a predicted model, not a curated record.
AAUUGCUAACAAAAGGUGUCACGAUGGUGGGAACUAUGAGGAAAAAUAAGAGAUCUAUUCCGACAAAUCUUCUGAAAUGCAAAAAACUUGGUUGAAAAAAUAAGUGUACAAUUUUACAAAGCACUUUGCAUAACUCUAAAGAAAUCAAGCCCGGAGUUAAAAAGCUACCAAUAAUUAUAAAUUAUUAUAACAAAACUAAAGGUUUGUUAUAGAUGAGUUCCGAUUUACUUGUUUAUAUUCGUCUAUUUGCUUGUUUCAUUCAAAAUAGGCGGUGUCGAUACGGUUGAUAAGAUGCUUUCCUGCUACAGUUGCAAGAGGAAAACUAAUAGAUGGCCGAUGGCUGUGUUUGCUUAUAUAAUUGACAUAUCGGCUUUGAAUGCGUUAAUAAUUUUCAAGGAAAUUAAUCCUAAUUGGCAGACUACACAAAAAAACACAAUAAGAAAGAACUUUCUACGGGAGCUAGGAUUAUCACUUGCUAGACCAUUUAUGACAUGUAGAACUGGAAAGCCGAGGUCAAGUUCAUCCGCGAAUUUGCUCGAUAUGGCAUUUUCACCAAAUGCAUCGAAAGAAUCAAAAAGCGUUCCUCCACAAACUAAAGGAAAGCAAAGAUGUGCGAUGUGUCUGGAAAGUAAUUUUGCUUCAAAAAAUAACAUGCAUACUACAAUUUCUUGCUUUUGUUCAAAAGGUACAUGCAAAAACAUACACAACCGAAACGUAUGCGUCAACUGCAUAGAAAAUAAGUUAAUUUAAGUUUGGAAAAAAAUUAAAACAGCAUUUUUUCGGUUAAGCAAAUAAAAACGACAAAAUUAAUGUUGGUUUUCGCCGUCCAUGUUUUCAAUUUUCUACUAAAAACAAUGGGAAGUACAUAUGCGUCGAAAACGACGCAUGAGGGUAGACAAUGUAAGUUAUUUUUAGGAGCAGAUGAAGGUUAAGAAAAUUACAAACAAUUAAAGACAGUUUUUAUAAUUAUUAUUUAUAAUUUUGCAAUAAUGGAUAAUAAAGUGCAUAUCUUUUAGCUACAUUCGCAGGCGCAGUCUGACUAUUUUGCGAAACAAAAAAGAUCCGUUUUCAUACGAAGAGAACACAUUCAGGAAGUUCUUUCGAUUUCCCAAAUCUUUGUGCUGUGAUCUCAUUAAUCAACUCAAGCCGUAUGACCAACAGCAAACAUCGAUUCCAUUUGAACUUCGGGCGAGUUACAUUUUAACCUUAAAGAAACAUAAUGUUUUCAUGCAAUCAAAUUUCUCUAGUUUAUUUCAGUUUUAUAUUUUUUAUGCAAUGGCUCAUAUCAGUGUUGCCUGGGAAAUGCAUAUUUCGCGGUGAUGAGCCAACCAACCAUUUCUCGAUGUAUCGAAUAUAUUUGUAAAUUGGUGGUGGAGCGUAAACACGGCGAAGUGCGUUUUCCUAAUUCUGUUGAAGAAUACAAUAGAAUUAAGACUGGAUUUUAUUCGAAAUUUGGAAUAAAAGGUGUAAUUGGAGCAAUUGAUUGCACUCAUGUUGGCAUAAUUGCACCUGCCUUGUCAAACACAGUUGUACCGCAUGAUUAUAUGAACAGAAAAGGUUAUUAUAGCAUUAAUGUUGAAGCGGUUUGUGACGAUGAACUAAUUUUCCGGCACGUGAAUUGCGAAAUUUCCCGGCUCAUGUCAUGACUCCGGUAUAUGGACUACUUCGCCAGCAAGGAUAAAGCUAAUAAGAGAACACUCUGAUGUAGCUUUUAAAUGGCUUUUGGGUGAUUCGGGAUAUCCAUUGGAGCCAUGGCUUCUUACACCGGUGGCAAACCCUGAAACACCAAAUGAACAAAAUUUCAAUACUAGGCACAUAAGAGCAAGAAACAUGAUUGAAAGAGCAUUUGGAGUUUUAAAAUCACGCUUUCGUAGCAUUUCAAGAGAACGUACAUUGCGGUACAAACAUUCCAAAGCUGCAUUAUUUAUUUAUACUUGUACAAUACGAGUAUUUCACAAUAUUUUACAAAAACAAGGAACAAUCUCUGAAAUCCAUUCGGGGGA